Molecule: messenger RNA, 972 nt
Organism: Pseudopodoces humilis (Tibetan ground-tit)
Lineage: Eukaryota; Metazoa; Chordata; Aves; Passeriformes; Paridae
Source: RefSeq, a predicted model, not a curated record
GGCCGCGGCGGCGGCGGGAUGGGAGCGCCGAGAUGCCCCGUCACUGCUCCGCCGCCGGCUGCUGCACCCGCGACACCCGCGACACCCGCGGCCGAGGCAUCUCCUUCCACCGGCUGCCGCGCAGGGACGACCCUCGCCGGGCGCAGUGGUUGGAGAACAGCCGGCGCCGGGACCCCUCGGGCGGGGGGCGCUGGGACCCCAGCUCCAAAUACAUCUACUUCUGUUCCCAGCACUUCGAGAGCUCCUGCUUCGAGCUAGUGGGGUACAGCGGCUACCACCGCCUGAAGGAAGGGGCCGUGCCCACCGUGUUCGCCGUGGGCCCCUCGCGGCCCCCCCGGCCCCCCCGGCCCAAGCCCCCCCCCCCCGACAGCGACCCCCCGAAACCCCUGCGGGGCGCCCGCAGGUGGAAACGAGACCCCCUCCCGUCCCCGCCGGACCCCCCGUUCCCCUCGGACGCCUCCUGCUUCCCGCGGGACACCAAAGACCCCCGGCCACCCCCGGCCGGCGACCACGGCGGCGUCCCGGCGCUGCCCGGGCCCUGCGGCUCCAUCCCGGAGACCCUGCUGGUGGCCACGGGCGACGAGGAAGCCACGACCACCCCGGCUCUACCCGAGGGAGCCCCCCCGACCCCUCCGGGACCCCCGGGCCCGCCGUCACCGUCGUUGUUCAUGCUGCGGCUGCCGCCCCGCGCCGGUUCCUACAUCCAGAGCGAGCACAGCUACCAGGUGGGCAGCGCUCUGCUCUGGAAGCGCCGCGCCGAGGCCGCGCUGGACGCGCUGGACAAAGCCCAGCGGCAGCUGCAGGCCGGGAAACGCCGCGAGCAGCGGCUGCGGCUGCGGCUGGCCGAGCUCCAGAGGGAGAGGAGAGCGGUGCCGGAGCCGCGGAGGAGCCCCAAGGAACCGCCGGGCUUGGUGGAGUUGGAGCUGCUGGGAGACGGAGGAGGGAGCUGAGGGAUUCUCGGUUCCGCGAGGC